Messenger RNA from Brachypodium distachyon (stiff brome), 1696 nucleotides. Its product is annotated as F-box protein At2g26160. The coding region runs from base 76 to 1308 and encodes 410 amino acids. The transcript has 2 exons. The record is from RefSeq and is a predicted model, not a curated record. NCBI's taxonomy places the organism in Eukaryota, Viridiplantae, Streptophyta, Magnoliopsida, Poales, Poaceae.
UCCCGCACAUCAGCAGCGGCAGCGGCGGCGGCGGCGAGUCGGGCCCCACUCCGACAACCGGACAGCACUGGUCCGAUGGCAGCCGGGACAAAACCACGAUCGCAGCCGCCGCUGUCCUGGGCGGCCAUCCCGCUGGACCUGGCCGGCCUGGUGCUCCGCCUCCUCCCCUCGUAUGCCGACCGCGCCCGCUUCGCCGCCGUGUGCCCGCAGUGGUGUGCCGCCGUGCUGCAGCGCUUCGUGCCCCCACCACUGCCGCUGCUCGCGCUCCCCGACGGCACCUUCUACAGCCUUAACUGCCUCAAGCCGUUCCGCUUCCCGGGCUGCGGCUUUGCUGGGUACAAGAGCGCAAGCGGCAGCUGGCUCGUCUUUCCGCGUGGCGACGGGUGCUUCCUGGUGGACCCCUUCUCCAUGGCUACCGUGACACUCCCUGCUCUCUCGUGCGUCCGUCUUCGUCCUCCGAAUGCAGUCGCUAAAUGGUCUGACGAGGAAGGGACAAGAUUUGCCGAUCCUUACGUCACAUGGAUGCAUAUCAAUGAACUGGACAAGCUGCACAUAACUAAACUAAUCCUGUGCUCGUCAAACCUUGUUGCGGCACUGGUUGGCAUUGGACACACCAGUCAGAUUCUAAUGUGCCAGCCAGGGGCCGUAUCGUGGUCGGUACGUGCAUACGAUGAGUGCAAGUCAUUUGAAGACUUAGCAUUCUACCAGGGCAAGCUGUACGCCCUUGCUAAUGACGAGAACCUCCUUGUGGUGAGCAUUGCCAAGGACCAAAGCACCGGCGAUCCACAGGUUUCUCGGAUUGGACAGGUCAUCAAGGGUGAUCCCUGGUAUUCAGCUCUGUAUGACGAGUACAACAUUAUGGCCUGCAAGAAGCUCUGUCUGGUUGAAUCGCGUGGCACGUUGCUGAUGGUACGGAGGCAGAUUUUGUGUCGUUUUCCUGAACUGGGAGUGGAUGGACGAAGAGUGGGUGUUAUUGUUGCUGAAGACAACGAGUUUGAGGUAUUCGAGGCUGACUUUGAGCAUUCACAGUGGGUCAAUGUGACGACCGUGGGGGAUGACCAGGUGUUGUUUCUAGGGAGGAGGUGUUCCAGGGCCGUGUCCGUGUGUCAGUACGGGUUGUCGGGCAAUCACAUCUUCUUCUUGGAUGACGAUGAGGAGAAACAUGUGGAGUACUCCUACGACGAAGAGGACACUUCUUGCGGCACCUAUGACAUGAUAUCUGGCAUGGUGUCUUCGUUGAAGCCAGUGAUUUCCUGGAAGCGCCAUGAUGAGAUGCGUCUGGCAGCAUGGCUCUUCCCUCAGGACUGAAGUGGAAGUGUUACGCUGUUGCACUGCUGCCAGCAGCCAGGUUAUCUGAUCAUUCGGUAGAGUUCAGUGGUUGUUUUUGCAAGCUGCUCUCAAGCUAUCUAUCUGACUUUGCUAUGUAUGGUGGUUCGUAUCAUCCUACGGUUGCUCCAUGGUUCCCAUGCACGGAAGCCGUGGGAUGCAAUACUGCUACUAGACUAGUAUUUAUCUGAACUUGGCUAUAUACGUUAGGUGCCGUGCAUCAGUACUUAAUUACCUGAACUUAUUACUUGCGGUGGUUACUACUAGUACCACUAUGCAAGAUGUUAACUGCGUUGAUUCUCAACCACUUUGGUGUUUUCUGUGCCUGACUGCAUGUGAAAGUUCCUAAAAUGCAUCGUUGCUUUCGGUC